CGUCCCGAAUCUCGCGCGAGGCAACGAUGCUCCUCAUCCGAGCGUCUCGCCAGCUGUGACAGUGGAUGGGGGUGCAGAGACCACGAUCAUCAAUACCCUAUCAUUCCAUCCAUCGAACUCGUCGGAUCUGGCGAGAUAGAUUGGCGACGAAGGUAUAAAUACCCCAUCUAGCACCACCUUCACCUCACUCAAUCAUCAGCAAUCUUCUGUGUUAAAGACGAAUACGACCACGACCAACACUCUAUACUCUCCCUUCACGUUGAUACCAUCCCUUCAAAAUGCGUGCGGUAAUCUGGGGCGCGGCCUUCUUUGCGGCGCAGGCGGCUUCGCAAGCGUCCAGCAAAUGCGGAACCGAAGAGAAGUGCAACAAGCUGUGCCAGGACGAGUGGGGAGCAGGCUACCUUUGCAAGCAAUACGACGCCAAGGCCAAGGCGUGCAGGGGCUGUGUGGACUUCAAAUGCAUGACGCGAAAGGAGACCCCGUACCGGGACCCGAUCACGGGCACCUUGGACUGCUGCCCGGCCGACACCCAUUUCGAAUUCAAUGAGAAAGCGAAGAAGGGCAUGUGCUGCGACGACAACAAGUUCCUCAGCGUGAAUGCCACCUUCGGCGCCGUCGGCUGCUGCCCGAAAGGGCAGCCCAAACACGCUCUGUUCGUCGACCCCGAAUCCGGCGAAUCCUCCUGCUGUGAGGCCACGGCCAUUGGCUUCUGGGAUGGAGUGUGUCACUUGCCGGACCCCGGCCCAGGCCCCAACCCAGAUCCCAACCCAGACCCCAAGCCAAAGCCGAAGCCGGAUCCCAAACGAUGCGGACAUCAGAUCUGCCCCCCGGACGAGCAUGACAUGGGCAUCGAGUACGGCAAAUGCUACCGGCUGAUCAGCCCCGUCACGGGCUUCCCGCUGGCGCUGAACGGGGACUACCGCAUCGCCGAGUCAGCGCAGUCCCCUCUGUGGCAGUUCCGCGUGUGCCACAGCCCCACCGACUGCACCCCGGGCGGAACCGUCAAGGCUGACGGGAAAUUCGCCCUCCAGGACGUGAUCGGACCGGUCAACAUCCAGGACCCGGGUCCAUGGUUCGUUUGCAACGGUGGCCAUUACCUACCGUGCAAGGACGCAAAACUGGCCAAAUCCUUCACCGCAAAGAAAUGGUGUACCUCGGACGGCUGUGGCAUCUGCCUUGCAGCGGAUCCCAAGGGCAUCGGUCGUGUCUGCCCGGGUGGCCAUGCUCUGGGUGACAACAACAACCCUCGCCAGUGUAUUCCGUUCAAGGUCGAGGAAGUGUCCUGUCUGGACAAGAACCCCCUGGAUAAAUCGACAUCGGUUGAGGACUCUGAUGAGUGGCAGUAUGACCACGAGCUGUGAGAGGAUGACCGUCUGGACAGUCGGAAUGCUGGAUCCUGAAGUCACCAAUGUAUGGCGAGAAUGAACCUGAAGGAAGCCCUGUCCUGUAUAUAGACAGGACAUGUGUUAGAAUGAUCAAUACAAACCCCAUAGCAUGGGGUCUAUUCAUUGGAUAUCCAUAUCAGCCAUUGUGUUCCAGGAGAAGAAUCGACGUCGUAGUUAUUUCCCUCCAGGAGACGGACUGGCGGAGAAUUUUAUCUCCAGCGGAUGUGCUCAGGCAUCCCC
This is a messenger RNA of Aspergillus campestris IBT 28561, 1625 nucleotides long. Its product is annotated as cysteine-rich secreted protein. The transcript has a single exon. The record is from RefSeq and is a predicted model, not a curated record. NCBI's taxonomy places the organism in Eukaryota, Fungi, Ascomycota, Eurotiomycetes, Eurotiales, Aspergillaceae. The coding region runs from base 279 to 1361 and encodes 360 amino acids.